Messenger RNA from Hypanus sabinus (Atlantic stingray), 758 nucleotides. It is a transcript of the gene cetn4, whose product is annotated as centrin 4. The record is from RefSeq and is a predicted model, not a curated record. Bases 144 to 659 code for a protein of 171 amino acids. The transcript has 5 exons. Gene Ontology annotation, biological process: mitotic cell cycle; centriole replication; nucleotide-excision repair. Gene Ontology annotation, cellular component: centrosome; centriole. Gene Ontology annotation, molecular function: calcium ion binding. Lineage: Eukaryota; Metazoa; Chordata; Chondrichthyes; Myliobatiformes; Dasyatidae.
AGCGCCCGCCCUGACUGUUGACCAUAUCGUGAUUUGUCUGGGAAACUAAGUAAGAGUUUGUUUACGUUGGAGAGGAGGCAGUUGGUGGAAGAUUACAACGUUCACAGCUUGUUUUAAAUAGUUUGAUUGUACAGCUUUAAGCAAUGGCAUCCGGCUUCAGAAAAACUCCUAUAGGGUCUGCGCAGCGUAAAAAAACUGCUCCAAAACCUGAUCUUACAGAAGAGCAAAAGCAAGAAAUCAGAGAAGCUUUUGAUUUGUUUGACACAGAUGGCACAGGAACUAUUGAUGUAAAAGAAAUCAAGGUUGCCAUGCGUGCCUUGGGGUUUGAACCUAAAAAAGAAGAGAUAAGAAAGAUGAUUUCGGACAUAGAUAAAGAAGGAUCUGGUAGCAUCGAUUUUAAUGACUUCCUAGCAAUGAUGACUCAGAAAAUGAGUGAAAAAGAUUCCAAAGAAGAAAUUUUGAAAGCCUUUCGGUUGUUUGAUGAUGAUGGCACAGGAAAGAUAUCAUUCAAAAACCUGAAGAGGGUUGCUAAAGAAUUAGGUGAAAAUCUGACUGAUGAAGAAUUGCAGGAAAUGAUAGAUGAAGCUGACCGUGAUGGUGAUGGUGAGAUAAAUGAACAGGAAUUUUUGCGGAUUAUGAAAAAGACAAGCCUCUAUUAAUUUCUAUGAUGUUGUCCACUGUCCUUAAGUAGUACUUGUUGUGAAUUAUGUUUAUUUAAUAAAGAAAGAAGAAAAGCUAUUGAGGUUUGAUAUAUUUGA